This is a messenger RNA of Rubroshorea leprosula, 1985 nucleotides long. Lineage: Eukaryota; Viridiplantae; Streptophyta; Magnoliopsida; Malvales; Dipterocarpaceae. The record is from the annotation of a GenBank genome assembly.
AACUCAAUUAUCCUCACUUCACUUCCCCCUUGAACAUCCUUUUCUCAUCUACAGAAAAAUGGGGGGCUGUCUUUCUCAAAACUAGCUAGAACCAUAUCUCUUCUUCUCGCCUAACACAUGAUCAUCAUCGAUCUCUUCCUGGCUUUGCUUUGCAGAAGUAUAAAAGAAGAGUACACUAUGGCUGUCUGUGUCAUUCUCAAACUCCAUGCCAGCAGCAGCUAGGCUGGUUGCAGGGUUCAAGGCUAGGGUUGUCCUCUUAGGUGCAAUCUCUCGAGCAAAGCUAGCUAAAAUGUUUCCCUCAAAUGACAUUUAUGCCAACAUUGUUACUCCAAAUUCCAAACAGGAAGAGUUUUCUCUCCCUUUCUUUCACUUUCCCUCUCCCUACAAUCUCCAUGAAUUAGGAGAAAUACUAGACGAUCAUGAUCUUUUCCUCCAUCAGCACCAUGACCACCUUCUGUUUCAUCAACCCUUGAUGAGAAGUAGCGAGGAUUCAGUCUCGGAAACUAUCAUUAACAUGCCUGAUUCGGACAAGAUCGACGAGUCAAUGAUUGAUUGCGGUACUGCUAGAAGUGGAAAUGAGAUCAACAAGAAAGUCCCAAGAAAGAGGUCUAACAAGGGAGAUCGGCACAGCAAGAUCAACACGGCACAAGGGCCGAGAGAUCGGAGAAUGAGAUUGUCUCUAGAAGUUGCCAGAAAAUUUUUUGGCCUGCAAGACAUGUUGGGAUAUGAUAAAGCUAGUAAAACCGUAGAGUGGCUGCUUCUUCAGGCAAAGCCUGAAAUCGAGAAAUUACUUACUUAUGGUGUCUCCUGCAGGACGAAUCCCAACAGCUACAGUACUAGUAUCCCUUCAUCUUCUACUUCUGAGUGUGAAGUAGUGUCUGGAAGCAUUUCUAAGGGGAAACCCUUGAGGAAGAACAAAAAAAUCAGUAGACAGACACGUAAAGUCUCUCUGCGCCCUCUCGCCAGGGACCUGAGGAAGAAGGCAAGGGCAAGGGCAAAGGCAAGGACAGAAGAAAAGAAGCAGCAGUGGAGUGAAAAAUUGAAUCAAUCAAAGUUGGAGAAAAAUGAUAUGAAUCAAUUAAGUUGUUGGCGAUCCUUUGAAACUGGAGGAAAAUCCUGUACUCUAAGUCACAAAAUGAAUCCUUCUCUAAUGGAGGUAGUAACUGAUCAGGUUGAAGAGCCAAGGUCUAAUGGCCGCCAAAACUUAGGGGUUCAAGGAGACAUUGUGGAUGAAACAUUGUCAAUUAUGAGUCCGAAUACAAUCUUCACUUGUCUGCAAAAUUCUGGAAUUCCUCAAGAGCAACAACUAACAGAUUUCCAUGGCGUUUGGCAAAUCAUGGGAGGCCUACAACCAUAAUCAGAAUCUAUACUUACGAUAAGGGUUAAAUCUCUUUACCCUCUUUGAUGUGCCAAAAGCAUUUAUAUGCAUUUGGGGCAUGCUAUAUGUGGGUAUAUAUUAAUAUUGUCUUUAUUCUGUGUUUGAAGGGUAACAUGCAUAGACAUGUUGAUCUUAUCUUCUAGUUUUCUUGUGGACAACUUAACUUGUCAAUGAUUAAUAUCCCAUAAAUGUGAUUGUUAAUUAAUAAUGCUGUGUUUUGGUUAUUUCUAGCUGUUCUAAAUAGUAAAGUAAUAUUCGCGUAUUAAUUAAAACCGAGAUUGAUUAGGUAAUUUUAUAAGAUUAAGUCUAAUUAUAUUUUUUUUCAGUGAUUGAUUUUUGUAUAUGCAGUUCUUGGGGCUCAUAUAUACAUAGUUUCCUCAUGCCUCAUUUUCCCAAGUUGCAAGAUGGUUGCAUUGAGUUUUUGUCUUGGUUCUAGUUUCCAGGUUUCCUUCUGAAUGUAAAAUUCCUCCAUAUUUAUCUCAGAGAGUUCACAGGUUACAUAAGUUCAAUAUGCCUAAGAUUGGAUCAGGCAAGACAAGCUUUCGAGAAGUGAUUGAAUGGAUUGAUGAUGAUAUCAUCACCUAUCAAAUAAAUAUUGCUGUCUUUC